CCUUUGCCGGAUGACACCGGUCGACACGCGGACGUCCGUCCGAUACACAGACCAGACGGAACGGAACGAAAUAGAAACGAGACCUGGCGAAACGGAGGAUAAGGGAGAGUUUUGACGCGCCACCGCGAGUCGGCGCCACGGACCGGGUGACUGUGCGCGGACCGGUGGAGACAUGCAGCUCAUGAGAUGGAGCAUCACGCGUCGGCUCGAAUCCCGUGGCAUCAAGCAAGGCACCUGCAGGCAAUCCAGGCUCUCUUGUCCCCAGUCUUCUGGAGAAGAAAAUGACUUCACGUCGGACGGCGAGGAGAGCGGCGGAGCAGGAAUCGGCGGCGACGAGGCCGUGGAUCUCACCGCGUCCAGGUCGCAUCAGGGCGACGAGGAUGAUAAGGACCAGGACGACGCUUUGGAGGAAGACGAAGAGGAAGGCGUGGACGAACAGGAUGAACAGGAGGACGACGAAGAAGGCUCGCGUAAACAGAUGCGUCACCGACAGGACGCGGAGAAUAACAACAACUUCGUGGAGAGCGGCGCGGCCGCUGGCCUCUUCCCGCCAGCCGGGACCAGUCACGUUACCCUGGAAGCGCUGCAAAACACGAAGGUGGCGGUCGCACAAUUCGCCGCGACAGCGCUAGCCGGUGGCGCGGACAGCGAGGCAGCUCUGCAAGACCUGGCGCUGCUGCAGAGCACAUUGUACACGUUGCAACACCAGCAGGUGUUCCAAUUGCAACUAAUCAGCCAGCUCCAGCAGCAACUGUCCAUCACGCACAACCAGUCGGUGCAGCCGCAAACGGUGGGCGAGCCCUCGGAUAACAAAGAAGUAUCCCCGUCGCCGAUCAUCCACCCCAAGCCUCUGUCAAGCCUGACGUCACCCCCGUCAUCGCGUCCGCCGAGCCAUCAGCAAACCUCGCCGGCUCCUAUGACGCCUAAUCUGUCCCAAGAACGCCCGACGCCGACCAGCAGCGCCUCGCCCUUGAAUCUCCCGCUACCUUCGUCGAACGUGACCGGCACUACCGCCGCCAAUAGCAGCAGCAGCGGCAACAGCGGCAGCCAAGUGCCGAUGUCCCAUCAAAUGCCGCCCCUGUGCUCCAUCAGCUCGUCCCUCGCCUCGUCGAUCAUAACCAACACCGAUCCACCGCCGUUGCACGAGCCAAACACCCUGGAGAUGCUGCAGAAGAGAGCCCAGGAGGUACUCGACAACGCCAGCCAAGGUCUGCUGGCGAACAACCUCGCCGACGAGCUGGCGUUCAGGGGCGGCAAAGGGUCCCGCCCAUCGCCGUACGACUCGAAGUCCGGCGGCGGCCGGGGCGAGCCGUUCUUCAAGCACCGGUGCCGCUACUGCGGCAAGGUGUUCGGCAGCGAUUCGGCCCUCCAGAUCCACAUACGAUCGCACACAGGUGAGCGACCCUUUAAAUGCAACGUCUGCGGCAGCCGCUUCACCACGAAAGGGAACUUGAAGGUCCACUUCCAAAGGCACACGGCCAAGUUUCCACAUGUUAAGAUGAACCCGAAUCCCGUUCCGGAACACCUGGACAAGUACCACCCGCCCCUGCUGCAGCAGAUCGCCUCCGGUCAGAGACCGAUGCCGUCACCGCCACCGCCGCCACCCACCUCUCAUCAUCCCACGUUUCACCCGGCGGCGGCGGCGGCACACGGUUUUCUACCUCCUCAGCCACCCCUGCCGCUCAGCCUUGCCCUGCCCGGUAUGCCGCCCCUGUACAGAUCGCCGGUAGUCGCUGCUCACCGGGACGACCAGGACGUACCGGAGAACCUAAGCAAACCCGUCACUACUGCCCCGACCACAUCUUCUCCACAUUCCCCCGCGAUUGUGUCGAACUCUCGUCAUUCCUUUCACGACAAUCACCAACAACAAAAGCAGCAGCAGCAGCAGCAGCAACAGCCGCAACAGCACCAGCAACAGCAGAUCGAGCAGAGGGACGAGAUCAAGCUGGAGCAUCGGUCGCCUAUGCAAGAGCAGUACCACCAACGGCCGACGAGUCGAGAGGCCGCUGAGAGGAUAACCCCAAAAAAGGAGCCGGAAGAGGCUGAGGAGCCCACGGAAGAGGAAAGCGAGGACUUCGAGGAAGCAUCCAGGAGGUAUUUGAACUCACCCCAGUCGUCCGUGAACCCGCUCUCUCAGCCGCAAACCUACGAAGACUGCAGCAUGGACAGCAAGAUUAGCGGAAGGUUAGAGGCAGACGGUGACAUGGAAGUCGACGAGGAGAUCGAGGAGCAGCCAGAAAACCUAUCCAGUCGGGGAACAAUGAACCGUCUGCCGCAGCAGGUCGUUGCUUAUCCAGGAGCUUCUCCAGCCAGCAGUAGCGCUAGCAGCGGCAGCCUUCAGACGUCUUUCGCUGGAAUCCUCUUUCCCGGUCCACCAGCCCAUCACCAGAUACCCCACCACGCAGCGACCUCGGCCGUAAACGCGCCCGCGAUCUCCGCCAACGAAAUGAUUGAUCCCGCGAAGGAUCCGGCCAUUUAUUCCAGUCUCCUACCGCGACCGGGCAGCAAUGACAACUCCUGGGAAAGCUUGAUCGAGAUCACGAAGACCUCGGAGACGUCGAAGUUGCAGCAGCUGGUUGACAACAUCGAGCACAAACUGACCGAUCCCAACCAAUGCGUGAUCUGCCACCGCGUCUUGUCCUGCAAGAGCGCGCUCCAGAUGCACUACAGAACCCACACCGGUGAACGACCGUUCAAAUGCAAAAUAUGCGGUCGCGCAUUCACCACCAAGGGCAAUCUGAAGACGCACAUGGGUGUGCACAGAGCGAAACCACCACUGAGGGUACUACACCAGUGCCCCGUCUGCCACAAAAAGUUCACGAACGCACUGGUACUGCAGCAGCACAUACGCUUACACACGGGCGAGCCGACUGAGCUCAGCCCGGAGCAGAUACAGGCCGGCGAGGUGAACGAGUUCCCGCCCGGUUAUCCUCACCACCCGUUAGCAUCGUUCCUACCGCAAGGGUUUCCGCCGAUACAUCCCGCCAGCGCGGGAUUUCCUCUAGGUUUUCCACCGAAAUUGGAGCUGAAAGAAGACAUCCAACAGCAACAGCACCAGCAGCAGCAGCAGAGGUACCCGGGAGAUCAGAGUGAAGAAGCGGAGGAUCAAGAGGACGAGGAAGAGGAUCGUAGGGAAGACGACGAACGAUGUGACGUGAACCGCGAAAAUCGGUGCGAGCCAGAAGACGAGCAUGAUCACGAAAGCGAGGAGAAUGAUCAUAAGGACGUCUCUUUGCCCAGUUUCUCUACUUCCCUCGCGGCUCUAGAGAACCAAGUGCGGACUAUCACCACGAUAGCUGCUUCGAGCGCAGGGAACGCCGGUAGGUCGCCACCGUUUCACCGGUACAACGGCAGCGAGAAGAGCAGUAGCCCGCCGAACCCCGGUGCUCCCCUAGAUCUGACCCCAAGGGCGUCCUCGACUCCAGCCACCGUGGCAUCGAUACCGACGCCGCCGCCGCCUCCUCAGACGGCUCCGACACACCAUCCACACCCAUUCGGCAUGUUCGCAGGCCUACUGCAAGCGGUCUCCUCGUCGCCAUCCACCAGCAGCAUAGGAUCCACGAGCGUGAAUAGUGUCAGUUCGAUGAACGCUAUGACACCGGGAUCCGGCGCCGCUGGGCCCCUGGCGUCGCUAACCACGUCGGCCGUGUUGGCUGCCACGUCCACCUACAAUCCGCUCGGCCUGGCUGUCGGAGGGCCAGCAGUGCGUGGAAACACCACAUGUAAUAUCUGCUACAAGACAUUUGCGUGCAACUCCGCGCUGGAGAUUCAUUACCGGAGCCACACGAAGGAGCGACCUUUCAAAUGCACCAUAUGCGACCGAGGCUUUUCCACAAAGAAUGACGGUUCCGGUCAGCAAACAUGCAACUGCACAGCGCAACCGUUGCCCGAUAAUAGUUCGAUCACUUCACCCGAUUCCCAAUAUCAAACAUCGUGCGCCAGUAAUCGAGAGAAACCGAAACGCAGGCGGCGGCGGCCUGAGGAACGGAAGAACCGGGGGCGGAGAGCUGCCGGAGGGGGGCGGGGGCUGACACCUGUCUAUCCUGCCAUCCGCCUACCCCCGCUGAUGUCACCCGCCCUCGGACUUCUACCCUCGGCGCACAGCCUCCUGGGUAACAUGAAGCAGCACAUGCUGACCCACAAAAUCCGUGAUAUGCCACCGCAUCUGUUCAGCGACUCGAAGCAGCAACUUCAGCAGCAGCAGCCGCCGGAGCACGAGAGCUCGAGGAGUCCUAUGUGCGCGGAGGACGUUAGCCUGCCUCCGCCUCCGCCGCCUCCGCCUCCACCACCGCCGAUGCCGCCAACAUCGAUAGAGCAGACGAUCGCGGUGAAGAGAUCCCCGUCCGAAGGAGAGCUGCCAGCGCCAAAGAGACCAGCCAGCGUGCCGAGCAAACACUUGUGCCAGAUUUGCAAUAAGAAUUUCUCCUCGUCCUCGGCGCUACAGAUCCAUAUGAGAACCCACACGGGCGACAAACCGUUCCGGUGCACCGUCUGCCAGAAGGCGUUCACCACCAAGGGCAAUCUGAAGGUGCACAUGGGCACUCAUAUGUGGACCAACGGGGCGUCGCGACGAGGCCGUCGAAUGUCCCUGGAUCUGCCUCCCCUACCAAUCACGCCCAAGGACUCGGAGUUUCUCCAGCGGCGGCCGGAUCUCUUUUACCCGUAUUUACCCGCGCCGUUCCUUAACGGCGUGCAGCAGAAGUUGAACGAGAUCUCGGUGAUCCAAAGUAACAACGGCCUUCCGGGCCAUUCUGUGGCGACCGGCAAGUACGCGGGCCUGUUUGGCUCGGUGUACGCGACCGGGGCUGGGUUCCCUUUGGACAAACAACCUAUGGCGGCUACAAGCAAUGGGCCCCUGGUCGACGGGAAAUCAUCGAUUCCAUCUGGGUCCAUGCUCUUCCAGACGUCCUCGCCGUCCCAUUCGCCUAGCACGCCGUCUUCUAACGGUAGCAACCAGAACUCGUCGGGGGUCCCCAGUUGGACAGGUGACGGGCUGCAGCAUCACUACGACAGAGAGCCUUCGAAUCGAUCAGAAGGCGACUCGACACCACCGUCUACGCGACUCCCGCCGCCCCCAGCGGCCAGAGGCGAAGGGUUGGCCACGUGAAGUACAACCGGUACAUAUCUCUCACGUUCAACGCUGCACGCAAUCGGAAACUGAACUCCGCCCCGCUCUAGCCAGCCGAUAGAAGAGUGGUGGUUUGAGCCAGGCCAGUGUGCAUCCAUUCGAGUGCAUUGGGAAAUGAAAGAGACUCAGGACCAGAAAGUCCGACGACAUAUCUUCUCGUUAACACCCAGAGCCAGCAGAUACCAUGUUCCUAUUGUCACACUAGUCUUAAACGUGUUAAAAGAGGACUGAUGGGGCUUGGUCAAUACCGGGCCCCACGUCCCGGUUCCCCAGAACCCCCGUGACGUGGUUUCGUACGAGGGUCCGACGUGCGCGGUGCCUAGACUGAGCCGGUCGGGCCGCAAGACACGUGGUGCCGCGACGUCCCGGCCCUUCGUUAAUUCUCGACCGUCCAUGCGCGUCAGUGAUGGUCACCUCACUUAGGCUUAUUUUACGUUACAAAAUGUUCCGCGCAAACGGUGCCAUUUAGCUCUUCGCCAUACGAUAGAAUCGCUAUGCUACUGUUCACUGUGCAACGAGAAAGAGAAGUUCGAUGAUGUCCAAUUGGUCCCGGAGUCUAAUUUGCUCCUGGACAUUUCUCUAGAGAAUCUCGAGCCCCGAAUAUUUAGUUAAAUUUUGUAUCGCUUUUGAAAACAGCGCAGUCUCGUUGCACGGUGAAUUGUAAAUGGUGCAUUUAAACUGGUGGGGUUACACGGCAUGUUCUGCGCGAGAUGAUAUAAAUAUAUACAUAAAAGAAGAGAAAGAUUAUAUAUAUAUAUAAAUAUAUAAAUAUAUAAAUAUAAAUAUGAAUAUAAAUAUAAAUAUGAAUAUAAAUAUAAAUAUAAGUAUAAAUAU
This is a messenger RNA of Nomia melanderi (Alkali bee), 5962 nucleotides long. It is a transcript of the gene salm, whose product is annotated as spalt major. Gene Ontology annotation, molecular function: DNA-binding transcription factor activity, RNA polymerase II-specific; RNA polymerase II cis-regulatory region sequence-specific DNA binding. Lineage: Eukaryota; Metazoa; Arthropoda; Insecta; Hymenoptera; Halictidae. The record is from RefSeq and is a predicted model, not a curated record. Gene Ontology annotation, biological process: regulation of transcription by RNA polymerase II. Gene Ontology annotation, cellular component: nucleus.